AUACAAAUUGUGGUUCUCCAAUUAUCUAUUCCGUCUCAUAGUGGUGUAACAGUAGUGUAGUUAACUUAGAAGCUAUCAACCCAAUAACUAAACAAGGAGAAGAAUGUGCGGAAAACAGUGGCAAUGGCGGCUCCCAUGAGCUCCUUUGCUCGUAGUUAAAUCAAUAGAACCUCCAUGUCAAGUUGAUGCUUUGAACUGCAUUUUGUGCUCAUUGUUUUCGUGCCUGAUUGGUAAAUUUAUACUGCAUUUGUAUGGAAGAGAGAAGAGAAAGGAAGGGGAAGACAUACUGUGUGACAGGGGGGACAGGUUACAUAGGAUCAUGGCUCGUGAAGUCUCUCCUGGAAAGAGGCUACACUGUUCAUGCCACUCUCCGGAGUCCUGAGAAGGCAUCUCAUUUGUUCAAGUCGUGGCAAGGCGGGGAUAGGUUGCGUCUAUUCAGGGCUGAUUUACUGGAAGAUGGAAGUUUCGAUGAGGCAGUAAUAGGCUGUGAUGGUGUAUUCCAUGUUGCAGCUUCAAUGGAAUUUGGGGUGCCAGCUGUAGAAGAUCUCGGAGACCAACUUGAAAAUCUCACAUUCAUCGACUUCUUUUCUCUUAAAGAAAGCUACGUUAAAACCGAAGUCAUAAAUCCAGCAAUACGAGGGACGCUUAACGUUCUCAAGGCUUGUUUAAGAUCGAAUACUGCUAGGAGGAUUGUUUUUACAUCAUCAAUAAGCACAUUGACUGCCAAAAACAGCUCUGGAGGAUGGAUACCAAUAGUUGAUGAGGCUUGCCAGACACAUGUUCAUCAUGUUUUAAAGACAAAAGCAAGUGGCUGGGUCUAUGCGCUCGCGAAGCUUUUGACAGAAGAGGCAGCUUUCCAGUAUGCAGAAGAGAACGGCAUUGAUCUGAUAUCAGUGAUAACAACCACUGUAGGUGGUCCCUUCCUCACUCCAACAGUUCCAUCAAGCAUUCAAGUUCUCCUCUCCCCAAUUACAGGUGAUCCUAAGAUGCUCUCAAUUAUGGACUCUGUGAACUCAAGAAUGGGGUCAAUCGCGUUAGUUCACAUUGAAGAUAUAUGUAAUGCACAUAUGUUCCUUAUGGAGCAUCCGAAGGCUGAAGGUCGAUACAUAUGCUGCAUCCGGAGUUGUGUGAUGUCUGAACUGGUUGGGCUUCUUAGAAAAGAGUACCCUUGUUCCACUGCACAGAGGUCUUCCAGCAUGGAGCAGGAUUCGAUCCCAGCUGAGAUUUCUUCGAAGAAGAUUAGAGACAUGGGAUUUGAGUUCAAGUAUGGUAUUCAAGAUAUUAUUCAUCAGACUAUCAGAAAGUGUGUGGAUUGUGGCUUUCUACCACUCACUCGUAACAAGUAAGCCAAUGCGCUAUACAUAUGAUUGCACGAGUUUAACUCUAAUAAAAGAUUUAGCCAACCCUUUAGUUUAUGCUGCAGUCAUUGAAAAAAUAUGUGAGAGCCCACCAAAGUAAUACUUAAGAGUAUCAAUGUUCGCCUAUUUGACUGAUUUCUGAUUCAAGAUAUAGAGCUCUCUCGUUUCACUUUCU
Molecule: messenger RNA, 1533 nt
Organism: Sesamum indicum (sesame)
Lineage: Eukaryota; Viridiplantae; Streptophyta; Magnoliopsida; Lamiales; Pedaliaceae
Product: NAD(P)-binding Rossmann-fold superfamily protein
Molecular function (GO): oxidoreductase activity, acting on the CH-OH group of donors, NAD or NADP as acceptor
Source: RefSeq, a predicted model, not a curated record